Rhinichthys klamathensis goyatoka is the source of this 938-nucleotide messenger RNA. RefSeq names its product complexin 4a (gene cplx4a). The coding region runs from base 399 to 878 and encodes 159 amino acids. Gene Ontology annotation, cellular component: SNARE complex; terminal bouton. Gene Ontology annotation, molecular function: syntaxin binding. The record is from RefSeq and is a predicted model, not a curated record. The transcript has 3 exons. Gene Ontology annotation, biological process: neurotransmitter transport; synaptic vesicle exocytosis; regulation of neurotransmitter secretion. NCBI's taxonomy places the organism in Eukaryota, Metazoa, Chordata, Actinopteri, Cypriniformes, Leuciscidae.
AAAUUCAUAGUUUUCUCUCUGAUCGAUGACUACUACUGAUAUUUUUUUCUCUAGUUAUAGCUUAUGAUUGAUAAAUGCACUGGGUUCUUUCACUUUUAUUGUGUGGAAAAGAGAAAGCACACAGCCAUCUGCCUCUCAGAGUAGACGGCCGUAUCUUAAUCCAGAUUAUGGCUGCACCAUAAACGUUUUUUUUUUUUUUUUUUUGGUCCCCCUGGCCGCCAUUUCUAGUGAACAGUGUGUCCUUGAUAACAGACAGGCAGGUCGGUUAGCCUAGCUCCAAUUAGACCACCAACAAUCCAUCUGAGGGACGUCUCUACUGGAAACUAUAAGGAGUUUAACCAAAAGAGUUCAAGGAAUCACAAUUUGACGUCAAGCUAGAGACUCCAACGGGGUAAAUAAUGGCGUUUUUAAUCAAAAGUAUGGUUGGGAACCCACUGAAGGGAAUGGGACUUGGAGGAGGAGAGGCAAAGGCUGAGGAGGAGACCCCCAAGGACCCCGCAGCGGCCGCCGGCAUGACUAGAGAAGAAUAUGAGGAGUACCAGAAACAAGUAGUGGAGGAAAAAAUGGAACGAGAUGCAGAUUUCUUACACAAGAAAGCAGAGAGGGCGACUCUGAGAGUUUGUCUACGAGAAAAAUACCGGCUUCCUAAAAGUGAGCAGGACGAUAACAUGCUCCAGAUGGCAGGAGAUGAUGUAGAUGUUCCCGAGGAGCUGCUGAAGAUGGUGGAUGAGGACGCCACAGAGGAGGAGGAGAAGGACUCCAUCCUGGGGCAGAUGCAGAACUUACAGAACAUGGACAUGGAUCAGAUAAAAGAGAAAGCCAGCGCUACACUGACGGAGAUGAAGUCCAAGGCUGAGGAGAAGUGUUCUGUCAUGUAAUGAUUUAGCAAAUUCACACAUUUUACAAUCCAGGUCUGCGUAUCCCAAAAGCAUCGCAAU